Molecule: messenger RNA, 378 nt
Organism: Cyclocybe aegerita
Lineage: Eukaryota; Fungi; Basidiomycota; Agaricomycetes; Agaricales; Hemipholiotaceae
Source: the annotation of a GenBank genome assembly
AUGUCCGGCUCUACAGCUUGCUCUCCUGAAGCUAUCGUCGCUGCUCUCAGUGUCCUUCCUCGCGAUACCCUGAAGGGCGAAUACACUAAAUUUUCUAAUGCUGCUGCGGAGGUUUGGGUUGAUUCCGAGGAGGAAGAGGAUCUCUUGCCCAAUAUCGCCUCCGCCCUAGCUACAGCAGUCCAAGUCCGCGAUAAAAAUGAAGAGCAGAGAUCGGUCCUCGCCCUUAUGCUACAUGGAAAACGGGCAACGAUUCAUUAUGUCGCCAAUUCCGGCGAUAAUGAUGGCACUAAGACCCAGUGCCUCGAAGAUCUAUGGAGUACAGUACAAGCAGUUGCUAGGAAGGCAAGGCACUCUCCAAGAAGACGACCCUCUAUGUGA